Molecule: messenger RNA, 2796 nt
Organism: Bombyx mandarina (wild silkworm)
Lineage: Eukaryota; Metazoa; Arthropoda; Insecta; Lepidoptera; Bombycidae
Source: RefSeq, a predicted model, not a curated record
CUGUCAUUCGUUUUUCUUGAAACGGGCGAAAUGUCUGAUACAACCGGUGAUAAUUCAAAACCACGAGUUUUAAUACUAGGAGGAUGCGGCUUCAUCGGGCGGAACUUGGUAGAUUACUUGAUAAGGAACGAUCUGGUUAGCGGGCUUCGUGUUGUGGACAAGACCCCGCCUCAACUGGCUUUCCUGAACCCUACACAUUCUAAAACAUUUGAGGACCCCCGCGUUGAAUACAAAAGCGCAAAUUUAAUUAAUCAGACUUCUUGCGCAUCAGCGUUAGAUCCAGGAGACGACGCGCCAUGGGGGCUGGUAGUGAAUUGUGCGAGCGAAACUCGCGGAGGUCAGACCGAGGCGGUUUAUGCGGAAGGAAUCGUCACCCUAAGCCUGAACGUGGCCAAGCACUGCGCCAGGAUGAAGGUACCAAGGCUGGUUGAGAUCUCAAGUGGACAGAUGUGCAGCAGUGAUAAGCCCCAAAAGGAAGAUUGCUCAAUCGACCCUUGGACGAUCGAAGGUCGGAUGAAGAGCAAAGUGGAACAAGAACUGAAAAACAUGGAGGACCUGAACUACACCAUCAUAAGGCCCGCUAUUGUGUACGGAAUCGGAGACAGAAGAAGUUUGACACCCCGUCUCCUCUACGGUGGAAUUUACAAGCAUUUAGGCGAAACAAUGAAACUCCUUUGGACUGGCGAUCUGAAAAUGAACACGGUACAUGUCCGCGACGUUUGCCGUGCCAUUUGGACUCUCGGGACCAGUCCUCAGGCCAACAAGCAGAUCUAUAACUUGGUCGACGAAGGGAACAGCACUCAGGGUACAUUGGCCGAGCACGUCUCUGACAUAUUCAAAAUCAAUCAUGAUUACUAUGGAACCGCUAUUUCUACUUUGGCUAAGAACGACAUAGCGUCCGUGGCGGAGGAAGCCAACGACAAACACCUGACCGCGUGGGCGGACAUCUGCCGCAAGUACUCCCUCCAGCACACGCCCCUCGAGCCCAGCGCCGGGGUGGAACUGCUCCUCAACAAGCAGCUCUGCCUGGACGGGACCAAGCUGCGCGCGCUGAUGCAACUAGACGUGCCCAGACCUACCGCCGAACUGUUCAGAGAGGUUUUAGAAGACUAUGCUUCGAUGCAACUCUUCCCCAAGGAACUUUUACUAUGACUGCGCAAUUAAAAAUCCAUACGUAUUUUUAACAUUUCGUACGUCAACUAUGAAUAAUUGAUUUUUAUAAAUAUUUGAUUUCAUUUAGCGUUUACAGAAGUCGGUGUUUUUAAUUUUAAGCUUUCGUUUCGCUUUAGCCUAUAUUUAAUAUUCGCUAGUAAAAAACAAAAAAAGUUUUUCGGACACAAUGUAUAAAUACCCUUCGUUUGCUUCACAUUAAAAAUAAAAAUAUUUUAACAUUAUUUAAAAAAAAAAAAAACAUUCCAUUCAUAAUUUCGCGUUUGCCUUCAGUAUUACGGUUCGAUAUUUUGAAAUUGAGUCAUACUUGAAAUUCUUAUUGAGAUGCGCCUAACCUUAUUACCACCGGUUUAACGGUGUAAGGAUUCAAAGAGAAUUGAAAGAUACAAAAUGACGUAUAACUGUAGAAUGUCCACACGUUGUGAUUUUGGUCGGACGUUGUCUGUGCGCUGCGGUGGCCACUUACACAUGAACAAUGAAUUUGAAGAAUAAUUUCGAUGGAGAAAAAAACAAAAAAAGAGUGAUUUUUUUGGUGUCCAAUGCGCGCUUUACAUUGAAGCUUAGAAAUCGAGGUUAUUUUAACCUAAAAAAAAUCAAAAGCUUUUCUAUAUAGGUACGAAGGGAACAUUAACGUGUGUCUUGUUCGAUUUUAUAAAAGUCGUUUAAUGAAAUAAAGUCUCUCUCUCGGACUCAGGGUCUUUGAGAAGUUCCCUUUUCGAUAAGGUUUUUUUUUUGAUACGAACUUAGAUAGAGAUGUAACUGAACGCAUAGUCGAAUGAGUUGAAUGUUCGAAAACAAUACCUUUUAAUGAAGUAGCACCUUCUGUGAACUGGCUUAGUCAUGUUAAUAGUGUUUGACAUUGUUAAUGACGGAUGCGGUUAAGUUCUACAUCGCCCGCUCGUCUGCCAAUAUAGACGGAAACAAAUUAACUGGAAAAUAAUUCGUACUAAGUGCGAUUGGACAAAAUCGAAUAAAAAUUUAGAGGUUAAUUAAUUUUAAAUUGUCAAAUAUUACAUUCACUAAGUGUGUGGGACUGUUUUAGAACACAAAGAACAAUCAUCGAAAGGAAGUUAAUGCUCAUUUUAUUGUAGAUGUUUUGUAUCGCAGCACGCAAUGUAACGGUAACAACUGAGGUGCGCCAGGUCAACGAACUUUUCGUAAUACAUGUACGAAGAUAUCAUGUCCUACUAGAUUGUCUGUUAGAAAACUUGGCAAAUUGAACUUUAUUCCUAGUUCACCUUUAGGUAGUAGUAGUACGCUUCGAAACUAGGAAUGGGUAAGUGAGAGCCAGGAAAAAAAAAAUAUAUAUAUAAAAAUAUUUAUUCGACGAACAUUGAUGUUUUACAACGAGAUAAAAUCUUAGACAAUUUUGAUGCUCUUUUAAAAAAAAAAGGCGGACACCUGUGACAUUUCUUUCGCCGGUUACUAAUGAAUGAUACUGCAUUAAGAAAAACAAUUUUCACUUAAUAUUCUUAGAGCUUUCAAAAAAUUUCGCUAAUAAACAGCCCAAUAUUAUAUAAAUUGCAUCAGAAAUUCUGUAAGUACUAAAAUAUGAUUUUUACAACACCGGAAACAACUAAUGCAAAAUUAUGUUUAAUUUGAUGUUAUAACACUUACUCAUAAUUA